GUCUAUAAUACAUUAUCAUCAUGCAAUACUACACGAUAUUAGAGUCAAUUUCRUAUGAGAURGGAAACGGACGGUACUGUACUGUGACCGUAAUCGUACACUKUAACCAAAUUCUUAGUGUUUCACUGGUUCACAAAAUUGUGGAGGCCAGGUAAGGUAACUGUGCAGUAACCAUGCUGUAAUUUAUACCGUAUGUGUCCCACUCAUACGAAAUUGACUCUAUUGUCAUUUAUUAAAGGUUACACUURCAAAAGCAGCAUCAUGAAUAUAGAGAAAACUAGUUAAAUGUUUUUCAACUGUGAUGGUACCCGUGUAUAUAAAUCUUCAUCAGGAUCAUCUACAUCAUCUUAAAUAUUUCACAUCAUUGAGGGGAUAGGGUCAGGUGUUGGUGGAAAUGCUUGCAGAAAAAAUGUUCAAAGAUAUCACUAAAAGGCACCUUAUUCCUGUUUUGAUGGGUUUUGAUAGCAGAAAUGAAAUCUAAAAAUCCAUAYAAAAAGGGUUAUUCUGGAAUCCGAAAUCUAUAACCGAGAAAAAUCGUUCAAAUCAGCAAGGAAAAUUGCCUAACUCCCGCRACUAUAUAAUUUYAUAAGUGAGCGACAAYCAUCCACAGGAACGAUAGUUUUCUAUUUGGCAGUCGUAAUUGUCAAAUUAGGGAAUUGAGGAAUUAAAAAAGGGGGGAGAAUGAGAAACGAGAAAAAGGAACUAAAGAAGAGAACAAGCCAAUCAAUCAUGCAAAUAUCAACAAAUUUGUAGUUUUUAUUUGUACUGAGUUCAAUAAUAGAUAUAAUUGAGGAGUAAAUUCAUAAAGUAAGAAAGCAUAUAUAUUACCAAAAAAGAUUAUGGUAUGGCGAGAAAACGAUUCAAAACGUGACGCUUAAUUGCUGCGAGUUCGAGAAAAUCCUCUUGGAGUUGAUGGAAACGUCUCAUAAUUUGUACUGCAUUCGAGUAAACACAGUGAAACCGUGAAAAAAAAUCCAGAUUAGUCCAAAAAUCCAAUUUAGGAACUAAAGUCUCUUCUCAGUAACAUGUAAAGCUAUAUAGUUAACUAUUUGUGUCCAGCAAMCUGUUUAGACUUUAUUGCUAAGAUUAGCAUUCGGAUUGGCUAGUUGUUGAACGUAUUUAAUGGUAGCAGACUAGAGACGGGAAAUUCUAGCAAUUUUUUUUUUCUUUUUUUCGUUUGUUUUUUGUUUUUCCAUUACUAGAACUAAUUUAUCCUGUAUUUUAUGGGUACUAUUUAUGAUACAUAUCAUACUCGUAAUGUCGCAAACAAAGGCUUGGCUUGCAAGUAUAUAUACUGUCGUACUUUGAAAUAGCUGCGGCACGUGAGACUGAUCUCGUGUAGUGUGACUAAACAAUUUCAUAUACUAAAUGUCAAUCAAGAACGACUUCAUUAAAAAGCGCAACUUAUUAUAAAGCUCACCGCAUACGGAGUUUAAAUAAUACGAAGUUUGACAAGCUUGCUGAAUUUAAUUAUGUGACUCGAUUAUUAAAAUGCGACUGCACAAUUUGGUGCGGGUCAUAGUACGGCUACUCUUGGAUUGACAAAAAAUGAGGUCAUCCUCGGGCUCCCAGUGAGGGAGAGAUUGGCCCAGGGUUGUUAAAAUUAGGUGUAUAAUUAGGAGGUUUCAUCUCAGACCUUUCUCAGACUUUCAAACAUACCGACUUAUAAGUGCAGGGCAAAGACUAAACCAAUAUUUAAUACUGGUACCUGCUGACAAGGACAGAUGGAGACAAUUUGCAACCUGACGUUUCGACAUCCUGCGUGGAAGUCGAAACGUCAGGUAACUAGUCUAUAUACAACAGUCUUCCUCAAGACUUCACGCAUCUGGGCCCGGACGAUCAUAUCACGUGACAUACAUCGCUUAGUCCUUAUACCUGGUUCAGACCAUUCACUCUCAUGCGUUCACUAGGACGACAGAGCGAACGACAGUGUAUUAUUUAUGAUUUAGCUAUGGAAAGGAAGGGAAAGAUUUAAGAAUUUAUGAAUUAGUUUGUCUUCCUGUGCUCUUCCAGUCUUGGCCACGAAACGACAUCAGUUCACUGCCGUCAAAGGUCAAAAUCGUUUUUGUCCCGAAAACAACCACUUCCUUUUUCUCGAUAAGUUGUCAUAGUGCAUUUCAAACAAUUUCGAGUAAGAGAGUUUUUAAAUAUGUCACAAGCUAAUCAUAUCAAAGCUUUGAAUGGGAAAGAAUACGAUACUUUUACAGUAAUGGACCUUAUGAUGAGCUCUGUAGACAAUCGUGAUCCACACAAACCAGAAACUCGUAGUAAUGUCAGUAAUGGCAAUGGCUACUCACCAGUGAAAGAACCGCUUUUAGAGGGACUGCCUAAGGUGAGCACCAAAACUGUACGUAUGUACGCAACCCGCAGUCUUUAGGUAAAUCUAGAUGUACAUUGCUGACCUGAAGGGUUUUCUUCAUAAUUUUAUUCUUGAUUAUCCUGGGGAGGGGGGCACUCCAUCGUACUUAGGACGGAGAGGAUUGUCGGACGUUUGAAAAAAAUAAUCAACACAAAAAGAUACCGAACGCUUACAUUUUAAUCCCGAUCAGAUGCCAGGUAGAAAAAAAAACACUAUUAAACACCUUCUGCUUGAAAGGUUCAUCAAAAAUAUUUCAUGUCUCUCUAAACACAAAACCGACAUUUUCAAUUUAAUUAUUGAAUAUUUUUAAAGCAGCCCUAUCACCGCAAAGUUCCUAAAGAAAUAAAGAAACAAAAAAAGGGAAUUAAAAACAUUUUUUUGGUGAAAUUCUAACAAAGUAAUUAAAGCUAUUGUCCUUUUAUCAAUGCUCUUGUUAUUUAGAGCCUCCCGUGUAUUGUUAUUAUGAUUACUAUGGAAAGGAGACCAGAGGAACGAUUUGAGCAUUUAUGAAUUAUUACUAGUUUGUCUUCCUGUUGUCUUGCAGUCUUGGCUACAAAACGACGUACAUGCCAAUAUCAGCUCAAUUCCGUCAAAGGUCAAAAUCGUUUUUGUCUUGCUACGCGUACUUCCUAGAAUUACCACAUGCUUUUUCUCGAUUUGUUGUUAUAGUGUAUUUCAAACAAUUUCGAGUAAGAGAGUUCUUAAUAAGUCACAAGCUAAUCUUAUCAAAGCUUUGAAUGGAAAAGAAUACGAUACUUUCACAGUAGUGGCAAUGAUGAGCUCAACUCGUGUAGACAAUCGUCAAGAUACACCAGAAACUCGUAGUAAUGUCAGUAAUGGCAAUGGCUACUCAAUGAAGGACAAGGCACCGCUUUUAGCGAAACUACCUCGUGUGAGCAGCAAAACUAAUAGCAAAAAGAGUUGGAUAGCAUCUACGUUUUCAAGAAGGGAGUGUAUCCGUUUCAUAGUUAACCCAAAGAAACCAGAUGGCCCAGAUCCCGAUUGCCAGUGCGGUCGUGCAAAAUCGAAGCAUACUAGCAAAGCCCUAGGACAUGACACAACUGCGACAGACUGGAACCCAGACCGCUUCACGAGGCAGUUGCCCACGAAUGCUUAUGGCGAGGUGGAGUUUCAGGGAACUGGUAGCCAGAAUAGAUCACCGUACGUCCGUCUAUCGCACGAUACAGAUGCGAAUAAAGUACUGGAUCUGAUGUUAAAACGAUGGAACCUAGAGGUUCCAAACUUGGUAAUAUCUGUGACGGGUGGUGCAAAAAGCUUUGUUCUCAAGCCUCGGUUAAAGGAGGUCUUUCGACGAGGUUUGGUGAAGGCUGCUAAGACAACGGGUGCUUGGAUUAUUACUGGCGGAACCAAUACUGGCGUUAUGAAGCACGUAGGGGAAGCUGUUAAAGAGCAACAGUUGAUGCUGGGGUCGGAUUCGGAAGUUCACGUCAUUGGUAUUGCAUCAUGGGGGAUUGUAGACAAACAGAAUUCUCUUAUACAAGAAAAGGGCGCCAGUGGCCGAUAUCCAGCUGUUUACAGUAUGGAGCCAACACCAGGGUUUAGUGGGGCGAUGCUGGAUUCAAAUCACUCUCAUUUCYUAUUGGUUGAUAACGGAACUAAGGGCAAAUAUGGYGUCGAGAUAAGCCUAAGGUCACGUGUCGAGGAAGGCAUUAUGGGACUGAAAACCGAUUCGCGUUCUAAAGCAGGUUCGAUUGGAGUUCCUGUGGUACUACUGGUCCUAGAGGGAGGGCCCAACACAGUCCAGACGAUGUAUGAAUUGAUUCAGAAGAAAGUCCCCGCUGUCGUUAUUGAUGGUAGUGGUCGUGCUGCCAACGUAGUCGCAUUUGCAUACAGCCAUACCGUAAAAAAGACCGUUGAUGGGCAGACGAUAUCAGUCAUCGAUCCCGCGUACGAGGAUGAAGUAAAGUCUAAAGUUAACGAGGUUUUUUCAUUUCUUGGUGAGAGCGGUGUUAAUAGUCUAUAUGAAAAGAUCAAGUGUGUACUGGAAGACGAAAAAAUGGUUUCUGUAUACCGUCUUGAAGAUGGUGCCAUAUCGCAAGAAAUCGACUUGGCUAUUUUAAAGGCAUUACUCAAAGCAAAUCGUUCAAGUCCUUUGGCGCAGUUAAACCUUGCUCUAGCAUGGAAUCGAAUCGACUUGGCGAAAAGUGAUAUUUUUACUGAAGAUAGACUUUGGACGACGGAACAAUUAUCAGGACCAAUGAUAACAGCAUUACUCGACGACAAGGCUGAUUUUGCGGAACUCUUUUUACACAGUGGUUUGAGUAUGAGUGAGUUUCUUACCACAGAGAUUCUGUGUCAACUGUAUGCCGGGGUUCCAACAAAUAGCACAAUAAAACCGCUGCUCCAGAAGGAAAUGAACAAAGUAGGGUUACAGAAUAUCAGUAUGCAGAUUGUCGGGGAGGUAGUGGAGCAGUUGAUGGGCGAUAUGUAUGUCAGUCAGUACUUAAGAAAUGGACAGUACUUUGAGGAUGUAACAGAAAAUAAUGCAAAGUUCGGUUCCAUGUCUCURAAGAGGAUGCUAAGYAGAUCGUCWAUGCAGCCGGCUUCUACUCAUAAUAUUAAUCUAAUCGAUCCAAUACCAACGCCUUAUCGAGAUGUCUUUUUAUGGGCUGUGCUGUGCAAUCGAAGGGAACUAGCCAGGGUUUUGUGGGAAGCUGGUCGACAGCCCGUUGCUGCUGCAUUAAUGGCAUGUAAAUUACUUCGCUCGUUGGCUAAUAAAGCGCACAGUGAUGACACUAUUACCGAUGUCAGUCAAGAUCUUAACGAACAUGCCAAGAUGUUUGAAGAACGAGCCAUAGGUGUUCUGGACGAGUGUUUUGGCGAAAAUGAAACUUUAUCCCAGACUCUGCUGGUCAGAGAGCUGGAACAUUUUGGACAUCUUACAUGUCUUGAUCUGGCAGUAUCUGGCGACAGUCAAAACUUCAUUUCUCAUACAGCUUGCCAAGUGCUGUUGACUCGUCUGUGGAUGGGUGCAAUGGCAAUGAACACUACGUCUUUUAAGGUGAUGUUAUGUAUGUUCGUCCCAUUUCUUAUAUUUCCAAUCAUCUAUUUCGUUCCCGACGAGCACCACGAGCGUCAAGAAGCUGAAAGAAGACAUAAGCAGUCUUUAGAAGCAUCUCGUCAUGAUAACGGAGCAGUAGUGCCCACUUAUCGCUCAAAGACUGAUAAUCGAACCUCCAUUGAUGAGGAAGCCAAAGUAGGAUUAGAYGAGGAAGAAGACGAGGCAGACCACGGUCACUUUGCUAUAGAGGAAUAUAUCCCAGAGAUUCGUCCAGACGAUUCCAUGGAAGUCAUGUUACGAUCAAAAAACCUCAGCGUUUGUCAGCGAAUUUAUGCUUUUUACUCUGCGCCGUUUACUAAAUUUGCUGGCAAUGUGGUUUCGUACCUGGCUUUCAUCCUUCUGUACGCUUACGUGAUAAUGAUGAAUUUUCCAAAAUUUGACGAAAACAAGACGGUGGGAGGAAUUUCUGCUGUCGAGAUAUUGCUGUACUUUUGGGUGUUCUCGAUUUUCAUCGAAGAAUGUCGACAGCUGGCUUCCAAGGCUCCCAAGUCAAUAUGGGAUAAAAUCAGUAUAUACUUAAGUGAUCCAUGGAACUUUGUUGAUAUUCUAUCGAUUGUGGCAUUCUUCACUGCGGUUGCUCUUCGUUUCUUUGAAGACACUUUCACUGCUGCACACAUUGUUUUAUCUUUGGAUAUCAUCAUCUUCAUUGCGCGAUCCUUGCAAAUUUUUUCUGUCAAUCGUCACCUUGGUCCCAGACUUGUCAUGAUCAGAAAAAUGAUGGAUGAUUUGAAGCAGUUUGUCAUAAUCCUGCUGGUGUUCUUGAUUGCAUACGGGAUAUCCUUAGAGGCAAUCAUGUUUCCUGGGCCAGGUGAAUUUGCACGUAAUGACACCUGGAAAUCCAUCCAAGGAGUGUUGGAAUUACCCUACUGGCAGAUGUAUGGUGAACUCUUCCUGGACGAAAUUAAAGGUGAAAAACCCGGUGAUUUUGGUGCAGUGUCACCGACUGGCAAGCAAAUUUCUCCUUUGCUGUUGGCUUUGUUCAUGUUAUUGGCAAACGUCUUGCUUUUGAAUCUCCUCAUUGCCAUAUUUAGCUACACAUUUGAACUCAUUCAAGAAGACUCGGAUAAAGUAUGGAAAUUCCAGCGAUAUGAUCUGGUCCAGGAAUACCAUAGCAGACCAAUAUUCUCACCGCCGUUGAUUCUGAUUGGUCAUUUAUUUGUCUUUAUUCGCUGGAUUUGGCAGCUCUGUCGAUGUGGAAAUCCACCUAAAGGAAGCUCUAUGAAAUUAACUCUUACUGGCAUGGAAAUGGAGCAAAUUGACAACUGGGAAUUUCAAGCUGCCGAAACGUUUUCAUAUCAGACACAGGCAGAUACCAGUGAUAAGCUGGAAGAACGCGUCAAAGCACUCGGAGAGAGGGUAAACAACAUGGCCAACAAGCUUGAUCGGCUGAUGGAUAACGUGCUGGACCCGCAGAAGAAGAUAGCACCGUCAGUCGAAGAAAGUGUCCAGUCAGGUGAUCCAUCAACGGACGGGAGACUGGGUCGACUAGAAGUAAACUUGACAAGCAACAACGAGAUGCUGUCAAAAAUAUUAAAGCUACUUGAAGCCGGUAAUAGUGUUCCACGUCCACCAGCCUCAGCUACAACCAUUGAAUUUAUUCACCACAAGGCACGCUCUUCGCCUUACCCUGGUUCGACUAUCAAGAGAGAAGAUGUCCCUGACAAUAAAGUCGAUUGGGAG
Messenger RNA from Exaiptasia diaphana, 7121 nucleotides. Its product is annotated as transient receptor potential cation channel subfamily M member 2. Gene Ontology annotation, molecular function: ligand-gated calcium channel activity. Gene Ontology annotation, biological process: calcium ion transmembrane transport. NCBI's taxonomy places the organism in Eukaryota, Metazoa, Cnidaria, Anthozoa, Actiniaria, Aiptasiidae. The record is from RefSeq and is a predicted model, not a curated record. Gene Ontology annotation, cellular component: membrane.